AUGGAUGCACAGUACGCUUUUACAUCGCGGGAUGAUCUCUGGCGGAUCUUAGAUGAUCUUAAAGAGCUUCAUAGCACACAGAUUGAGCAGGCCGACCGGAUCGCACGACUCGAGCGCCGCCGGGACGAGGAUGCGAGGUUGAAAAGUGUGUGGGGUCCAUUAUCGCCAUUCCCUUCCUCAGUGUCUAUUCCCACAGAGCCCGCCUUUAAUUCUCCACCCGACGCGUUUAAAGGCUUUGACCAGGGGCAGCAGCACGGCAUGUCGAGCUCGGCUAUUGGGUUGGAUGGUGAUGAGGAGCCCCGACGAGGUGCUUCGCGGGCGAAUAGCGUACGAUUCGACGAGAGUGCGAUUCAUGGAUAUUAUGGGCAAGCUAGUCGGUCUAGCACUGAGUUGCCAAUUCGGACUGGAAGUGGGAUGAGCAGUCUUCCUUUGACUGAGCGUUCUUUGUCUCAUCGCUCCGACGGAAGACUCAGUUUCUCUGGCCACUCUCAUCUCUCUGCGCGCACGAACAGUCUAGGCCUUGAUUCAACUAACCGUUUAUUGGGCUCAUCCUUUACUGAAUCGUCACCGCUGACACCUCCACCUGGAUGGUUCUUGCUGGGUCCAGUGCCAUGUAUCAUCCGAUGUUGGUUGACACCCACAUUCUCCAAUGAGACUCUUUUGUAUGCUGCAGUUUGCUCUGGAUCUUACAUGUCAAGCUUGGGCAGUUCAACCAUCUACAAGCUUGGGCUUGAGGAAUCAGUGUAUCGCGAAGAAGGCCAGAGGUACAUUAAGCUUCCUGUUCACCUCGCUGAAGCUAGUAUCUGUCAAGCCUCCUCUCGCUCCGGAAGCCCAGAUCCCCAUGUUCCUGCCGUUACCGUUCGAUUCCUCAUGCGUGAAAGCGAUAAUUCGGAUGAUUCGAUUGAGGUUAUUAUUGGUAGUGAUGUGCUUCGCGCUCACGGUGCUGACAUCCUGCUUUCCAAGGACAAGGUCUUGAUGGUUGACGAUGAGAGAAAUCGCAUUUCUAUCCCUCUCGUCCGCCCCGAAAAGGAGACUGUGUUCAAGAAUCUCUGUACGAGUAGCAAUGGAACUUCAGACCAUGGCGUCCAGAACGUCCCCGUUGCGAAUGGCAAGGAUACAUCAGGUGCCAUCGGACAAGCUAAUGUCCCCCAUCAGCCAACAUACCAGUCGAUUUCGGCCCCUGCCUCAACUCGUGUGUCAGUUGGUGACGCUGAUGAGGCGAAAAAGCCCCGCCUGCAAGACCAUGUUCCUGAAAACGCCGAGUCGCGUCCUACAACCGGGAAUUCUACCGAUGCACACACCGGCACCUCUCAACCCGAAGCUGCUACCGUUUGGGGUUCCUGGCGCCGCCCGAAACUCGAGACCAAUUCCGCCGCAGACAAAGGCACGGCAGGUCGUACCAUGAAAGUCCUUCGACCCACGAAGACUUUACGGGCGGUUUCUUCCACUUCAACCCCUACUACCGCUGAGCACGCCGACCACUCCGGUUCCGCACCCAGAUCUGCGACCCAGCUGUCCCCGGAUGAAACGACUUCAACCCCAACAUCUGGAUCUAAUCCUAUCGGCGGCGCAUCGGCAUUCCCCUGGCUUAAUUCAUCUUCGAGUCGUUCUACCGGGACCUCUAGAUGA
Penicillium angulare is the source of this 1629-nucleotide messenger RNA. RefSeq lists its product as uncharacterized. The record is from RefSeq and is a predicted model, not a curated record. The transcript has 2 exons. The coding region runs from base 1 to 1629 and encodes 542 amino acids. NCBI's taxonomy places the organism in Eukaryota, Fungi, Ascomycota, Eurotiomycetes, Eurotiales, Aspergillaceae.